Molecule: messenger RNA, 2451 nt
Organism: Xenopus tropicalis (tropical clawed frog)
Lineage: Eukaryota; Metazoa; Chordata; Amphibia; Anura; Pipidae
Gene: neto2
Product: neuropilin and tolloid like 2
Exons: 9
Coding region: 333-1910 (525 amino acids)
Source: RefSeq, marked provisional
AUUUUGUGCCCCCUAUGGUGCCACAUUAGUCUGUGCCCUCUAUGGUACCACCUUGUUCUGUGCCCCCUAUGGUACCACAUUAACCUCAAGCUGCCUCAGCAGGACAACUUUGUCGAUGUGGCCAAGUGGUGUCGGCAGAGCCGGAGACAACUUCCAGCUGGGAAAUGAAGCCUGCUGAAAGCCAAAAAAAGAAUCUUAUAUACAUUUUUGCGCUGGCUGUCUCUGUGAUGAAGCUCACUGACCAUGUACCUGGCUCAACAUAAGCUUCCAGUCUAAAGUGAGGCUUUUUGUUUAUUUUGUUUGGACAAGAAGACUGUCAAAUCUGCAGCAAAAUGGUGUUGGAAAAAGUCUACUUUAUAUUGGAAGUUUUGCUGAUAACUAUACUAGUGGUGGAAGGCAUUGCAGUGGCCCAGAGAACACAAGAAGGACAAAACAUAGGAACUAAACACAUUCCAGCGCCCCAGUGUGGUACGUGGGUUCGGACCAUUAAUGGAGGUCAUUUUGCUUCACCAAAUUUUCCAAACACCUACCCUCCUAACAAGGAAUGCGUCUACAUUUUAGAAGCUGCUCCACGCCAAAGAAUUGAGCUGACCUUUGAUGAACCUUAUCACAUAGAACCUUCCUUUGAAUGCCGGUUUGAUCACUUGGAGGUACGAGAUGGUCCAUUUGGCUUUUCCCCACUGAUUGAUAGAUACUGUGGUCUUAAAAGUCCAACACCAAUCCGAUCAACGGGGAGGUUCAUGUGGAUCAAAUUUUCUUCUGAUGAGGAAUUAGAAGGACUAGGAUUUCGAGCAAAAUACUCCUUUAUACCAGAUCCUGACUUCAGUUACCUUGGUGGUAUUCUUAGUCCCAUACCUGACUGUCAGUUUGAGCUCUCAGGAGCAGAUGGAAUCAUUCGCUCCAGUCAGGUGGAACAAGAAGAGAAAUUGAAAACUGGACAAGCACUUGACUGUAUAUGGACAAUUAAAGCCACACCAAAAGCUAAAAUUUACUUGAGGUUCCUAGACUACCAGAUGGAGCAUUCGAAUGAAUGCAAACGGAACUUUGUCGCUGUUUAUGAUGGUAGCAGUUCCAUUGAGAACCUGAAGGCAAAAUUCUGCAGCACUGUUGCCAAUGACGUGAUGUUACAGACAGGCAUUGGGGUGGUGCGGAUGUGGGCAGAUGAAGGAAGCCGGUUAAGCCGAUUCCGGAUGCUUUUCACAUCAUUUGUGGAACCUCCCUGUGUCGGCAGUACUUUUUUUUGCCAUAGCAACAUGUGCAUCAAUAAUUCUUUAGUGUGCAACGGUAUUCAGAACUGUGCCUACCCCUGGGAUGAAAAUCAUUGCAAAGAAAAGAAAGAAGCUGGGCUGUUUGAGCAAAUCACAAAGACCCAUGGGACAGUUAUUGGUAUCACAUCUGGAAUUGUUUUAGUCCUCCUCAUAAUUUCUAUUCUUGUUCAAGUGAAGCAGCCACGCAAAAAAAUCAUGGCAAGGAAGACUACAUUUAACAAAACUGGAUUUCAGGAGGUAUUUGAUCCACCCCACUAUGAGCUGUUUUCACUAAGGGACAAAGAAAUUUCUGCAGACCUGGCUGAUUUAUCUGAGGAACUAGAGAACUAUCAGAAAACCAGGCGCUCAUCCACAACUUCUCGAUGUAUUCAUGACCAUCACUGUGGGUCAACAACAGCAUCUUUAAAACAAAGCAGGACCAACCUAAGCUCAAUGGACCUUCCGUUCCGCAAUGAUUUUGCACAGCCUCAGCCAAUGAAAACAUUCAAUAGUACCUUCAAGAAAAGUACCUAUACUUUUAAACAGUCCCACGAUUGUCCUGAACAAGGUAUAGAAGAUCGGGUAAUGGAAGAAAUCCCAUGUGAAAUAUAUGUGCGUGGUCGAGAAGAUUGUGCUCAGGGUUCUAUGUCCAUUGACUUUUAAACGCCUCCCAUUAUGUGGUUCCUUAUAGAAAAAGCUAUAUUUUUGAGACUAUAUCCAACAGUCAUUACAUUUUCUAAAGCCAAGAAAUGGAGAAUCAAACAAUAAUUGUAAAAUAAAACUCUAUAUUUUUGAGCAGGAACAUCACGUCAUGCAUGACAUACUGUAUAAAUCCUACUGAAUUAUACACAGCACUUAUGGUGGUUAAAAUAUAUUUCAUUGAUAUUGUCAAAAUGGUCUUUUUUGCAUAUUUUUUGUUAAAUCUUUUACACAUUAUGGUUAUUAAGGUGCUAUUUUCAUGUUUUUUUUCAAUAUCAACACAUUUAAAGAAAAAUUAGUUUCCCUUUUUACUUUAUUAUAAUUAACCAUUAGGAGGGAAAAUUCCAACACCAUGGGAUGCUUUUUAAAUUAAAAAAUAAGAUUUUUAAAGCUAGAAGAGCCAAGUCUACAAGAAAAUAUCUCAGAUAGUGGCACAAUCAUGGAAAAGGUUUUAAUCUGUGCCUGUAAAUUUUGUGUAACUUUAAGUAAAAUAGCGUGAAAUAGA